Molecule: messenger RNA, 914 nt
Organism: Aspergillus novofumigatus IBT 16806
Lineage: Eukaryota; Fungi; Ascomycota; Eurotiomycetes; Eurotiales; Aspergillaceae
Exons: 3
Coding region: 122-757 (211 amino acids)
Source: RefSeq, a predicted model, not a curated record
GCGGCAGAUACAAAGUCAAGAACAUGUACAAUAGCAUCGAUUGAGCUCAGAUUUAUUCGCAGCGACUGCUGUGACUUGUAUAUAGAAUACUAUUAUUUCAUCUUCUCUAUUCUCCUCUAACAUGGCUCUUCUCUCCUCCAAGACGCUCAUUCAGGCACACGCCCUAUUUCUGUUUGUUCUGGCCGUGUACCUCACCAGAUCACCAAGCACAGUCACCGAAUCAGACAUUGUCUUCAUGAUAGGAGAAGUCCUACAGAUCGAUGCAGCCCCGUCUUUUUCCCGUCCUCAAUCCCCCUUCGCGCUAUGCGGCAUCCUCCUCAUCGCCGACGCCCUCGUCGACCUGAUCAUCGUCGCUAAAAUCCCCCGGGUCAACGAGCUCGUCGCCAUGGCCCAAGCGGCCAGAAGCCAAUCUGCCACACCCAUGUCCAGCGCGAUGCAAAACCCCUUCGCGGCGCGCCUCGCCGCCCUCUACUCGGAGAUCUGGACUUUGCUUUCCGCAGCCCGGUUCUGUCUGUUCUUUGCUGUCUCGUUCUUCAUCUACCAGAGUAAACCGGAUGCUUGGGGUGUGGGUGCGGGUGCCGCGCGCAAGACAGGCGGGUAUGGGUCGGUAGAGGUGACGUCUGGCUUGGACCAGCUGAAGAAUAGGGUUGUAUUUACGUAUGGGUUUAUGGAGAUGAUGUUCUGGCUUUGGAUUUUCAUCACUCUCCGCGAAGAGCGCCAGGAAAUAGCUGCUCGUUUCGUGGAACGAGAAGAAUAGACGGUGGUAUUCCGUUGUUCGGUUGAUGCGGAUUGGGUGCAGGCGUUGCACAUAAUCUACAGAGCACCAUAUACUGAAGAAUGACAAUGAAUUCUUCGAUUGCCCAGCAAUUAUGACAUAUUACAGCGAAAAUCCAGUUUGCGGACAAUUAAGCUAG